UCUACACUUCUCUAUCUCGCAUCUACUCCAUCUUCCCAGCAUUUCUUUCGAUAGCCCAGCUCAAGAUGCGUCAUCAGCACUAGAGCAAUGGUGCGCCUCUCUUCUGCUCACAACUUCACCAUGAUUCCUCGAAUACCUUAUUGACCGCGGGGCGAAUCCGCUUCUCUUUUACUUUCCACCUCAUCUCGCACUCAAACUAGCAUACAAGUAUGGGCAGCCGCAAUAAACAGGCAUUGCAGGACCGUCGUAAAGGAGAGCUGGCGCUCUCCGAUUUCGCGGAUUAUGUGGAACGACAACAGGCAAAGACCCGCAUUCAGCAUCCCGAUUCCGUUGCUGGCGACAGCGGUUACGGUACCGGCGCUGCCUCGUCCGUCACCGAAGACCAUGCAGAGCUCGAGAUCCUCGAUCAAUUAGAACUCUCUGAUAGUCCAAGCCGGGCAAAGCUAAAAGAGUGGCUGCUUGAUACCUCUGAUGAUGCAGCUGCGACACUUCAGGAAUUGUCGGGGCUUGUACAGUCCAGGAUAGACGAGGGCCAUGGCGAGGCACUCUUCGAUCUGGGACUCGAGGAUAGCGGCGACUCAAUGGGAUUCACGAAAGAAGACUGGGACUUGGCUAUGAAACGUAUCAAUGAAGCUGCCGGUAUGCUCAACGCUGCGGUCAACGUCCUUCUGACCUACAAUGUGGGUGGCGACAAGGAGGCUCGUUCCAAAACGACAAACGACCACUCCAGCCACGGCAAACUCCUCAUUCGACAGACUCCAGCAACGGCUGAAGAGGUCAUCGAGACUCGAAUAGCGGUGGUAGGUAACGUCGAUGCGGGCAAGUCGACCAUGUUGGGCGUCCUUGUCAAGGGGAACCUGGACGACGGCCGUGGUAAAGCUCGUGUUAACCUGUUCCGUCACAAGCAUGAGAUUGAAUCCGGCCGAACGUCAUCUGUCGGGAUGGAGAUUAUGGGCUUUGACACUCAUGGUGGUGUUGUCACCUCCACUGUGCCAGGUCGCAAACUCACCUGGGCGGAGAUCGGGACUCGGUCAGCAAAGGUCAUCACAUUUACUGACCUGGCAGGACACGAGCGAUAUCUUCGGACUACUGUUUUUGGCCUCCUCUCUUCUGCACCGAACUACUGCCUGCUCAUGGUGGCAGCCAACAAUGGUCUCAUUGGUAUGUCGAAGGAGCACCUUGGCCUGGCACUGGCUUUGAACGUCCCUGUCAUGGUUGUCAUUACCAAGAUCGACAUCUGCCCUCCCCAGAUUCUCGAACAGACGAUCACGCAGCUAACAAGGAUUCUAAAAUCACCCGGAGCGCGCAAAAUCCCAGUCUUCAUCAAGACAUACGAAGAAACUGUUCUGACUGCCACACAAUUUGUGUCCCAGCGGAUUUGCCCAAUAUUUCAAGUCUCGAAUGUCACCGGGGAAUGCCUGGACCUCGUUCGUACUUUCCUCAAUAUUCUUCCACAUCAUGGUCAUUACGACGACAAGGCGCCUUUCGAGUUCCAUAUCAACGACACUUUCUCGGUCCCCUUUGUGGGCACAGUCGUGUCGGGAGUUGUGAAAUCCGGAAUGAUUCACGCAGGAGACACUGUUCUCGUCGGACCAGACUCGCUCGGACAAUUCCAGACUACAAACAUCCGAUCCAUUGAGCGGAAACGAAUACAGGUGCCGGUCUGUAGCGCUGGUCAAUCCGCCUCUCUUGCUCUGAGAAGGAUACGAAAGAAAGAAGUGCGUAAAGGCAUGGUUGUACUCCCGAAAAUCGAAGGUCCACCGCCAAAGGUGUACCGUGAAUUUGUCGCCGAGGUUUUGAUUCUGUCCCACCCUACAACCAUACGACCAAAAUACCAAGCAAUGCUCCAUGUAGGACCUAUAAGCCAGACCUGCGCCAUCAUUGAGAUUGAUCGCGAGUACAUUCGCACUGGAGAUCGAGCCACGGUCGCAUUUCGAUUUGUGCAGCGGCCCGAGUUUCUUGCAGUGGGGGAUAAAAUACUAUUCCGUGAGGGAAAGACCAAAGGCCUGGGGAUUGUCAAGUCCUUGGAAUACGAGGAAGGGUCAUUGCGCAAACAGGCGCAGCAGGACGUGCAAGGGUCGUCAAAGGAGGAGGAGUCAAAAGACAAGCCGAAGGCGGAGGAGAAAGUGAACGUAACCUCAAAGAUUUCGGCAUCGACGGCGGGAUCAGCAACGAGCGAAAGGCGAAAUAAGUAGCGAGGAGCAUAGGCGUCUAUGGCAGUGGGGGACUGCUCAUGAACAACACUAUGGAAUGAGCUGGGAAUUCUGUCAACAUACAUGUAUUGUUUAAGCUAAUGUCAAUUUAUCCUGUCGAGGAA
Molecule: messenger RNA, 2317 nt
Organism: Cladophialophora immunda
Lineage: Eukaryota; Fungi; Ascomycota; Eurotiomycetes; Chaetothyriales; Herpotrichiellaceae
Exons: 2
Coding region: 210-2195 (661 amino acids)
Biological process (GO): translational elongation
Molecular function (GO): GTPase activity; translation elongation factor activity; GTP binding
Source: RefSeq, a predicted model, not a curated record